Molecule: messenger RNA, 1082 nt
Organism: Mollisia scopiformis
Lineage: Eukaryota; Fungi; Ascomycota; Leotiomycetes; Helotiales; Mollisiaceae
Exons: 2
Coding region: 1-1035 (344 amino acids)
Source: RefSeq, a predicted model, not a curated record
AUGGAGCGAUUCUCAAUGGGAGUUGCGCGGGGCAUUCUCAACCGCUGUCUAGGAUAUGUUCGAGUCCCUCGUCGCGACUUGAUGGGUUUGGAGGAUGUACCUGACGUCAAAGGCUGGCAAACCAAUCGCAAGGCUCCUGUUAUUGCUCCUCAACAACAAGCACAAACUAACGAAGAAAGUAUCCAUGAAGCUUGCCAAGGAGCUCCCCAAGAAGUCCUCCAUGAAGCUAUCCAAGGUGCUGCGCAAGAAGUUGCUCCAGAAGAACUUUCAUCCAGUCCAGAGUUCACCUUCACCUGCUUCGAAAAACUUGCCCCUGAGCUACGUUGUCACAUCUACAAGCAUGCUCUCCCUGGUCCCAGAGUCGUCAAGUACAAGACUCGCGGUAGACGAGCUCUCCUAACACCAUUGUUGCUUGUCUGCCACGAAUCGAGAGAAGAGGUCUUGAGGCACUACAUGUCAAUCACUGAAUUUGGUCCGAAAGUCUACAUGAAUCCGGAGAUCGAUAUCCUCUUCAUUAACACCCUUAGAUUCUUCACCGACAAGAUUCUGUUUGGUGUCGAUCCGAUUCUGCUUAACAGACUUCGCCGUAUUGCUUACCCGCUGAAGAAGUUGGAGGACCUUAUUCAGUGGCCUAACUACAUUGUCAGAGAGAGAGAUCCUUCUCGACCUCGUUUUUUCACAAUGCAUGCAGCUAGCCACUUCAUUGAGCAUCUUCUCGAUUUCAAGGCUCUCAAUACGCUCACCUUAGUUGAUACUGUUGUUGAAAAAGAUCAAGUCAACUCCACAUUUGUAGAUCUAUUCACCAAGCCGAUUUCGGAGUGGCCCAUUCGCGUAGCUGGCGCCCUGUAUACUGAGGAGGAACGACGAGCUCUAUCUACCGCUGCAUUCUUGAGCUGGGCAGGUACGAGUUACUUCCUUGAGGAGCUACAGAAGGCUUCGAAGGACACCAAGAAGGCUUUGGCGGAGAUCUUGCUACCAACAGAUCAUACAUUUGAAGUUGAUAUCAAAGGACUAAUCGAACCAGCUUCUAUUUGACAGGAUGCAUGAUACCGGGGGAAUGGUAAUUACAGAUACGUUCUGAC